ACAGCGCUCAGCUUUGUUUACAAAUAGAUCUUGUUCAUUCGGAAAAAUUGAUAAGUAGACUCGGUGAAUACCAGGUAGAAUGAGACGGGGAGCAAAGACGGCGGGAUGAAUCCCAAUACUCCCGAGUUGCUCCGACGAUCGAACAGUAUAAGCUCAGACUGCUGGGAGUGAGGACGUCGUCGUCAUCAAAAGAUAAUUGGAACUGCUGCAUCUAGUAUAGGAAGCCAGACAACAACAGUAUUUGUUUAUAUUUCCACAUAGAACGCAUAUAAAUAAAUUAUGAAAUCAGAGGCGUUGCACAAGCUUCUGGCUUUGUAUCCGCUGCUGAUUGCCUGCGCGUGGAGCCAACCAUUGAAUCCAGCUCAACAACCAGCAACGCAUCAACAACCGCCUGCAGUUCAACAACCGGUUAUCUUCAUUAAACAUAAUGUAGGAGCUGAAAAUGCCGAGAAUUACCGGAUCACAUUACCGUCGAAGGAUCUCCAGGCAGGGGAGCCCUGCUUCACGAUCAGUUGGAAGACCAAUCCAGAUGGAACUGGUCCCGGUGAGCCCCAAGUCUACAUGGGCGAUGGAUACUUGGGAAUAUUAACAGCGCGAGGACAGCAGAUCCAAUAAACGGGAAACCAAAUUGUUCUUAUUCAUACAACUUUUACUGGGCACUUCUAAAAUGUUGAAAACACGUAUGUUGUGGAGUUGUAAAGAAAUUUUAGGUAUUCAGUCCAAAGGAACCAAUCAAGAAGGCCCAUAAAAAAAUAAAUAAAUUUGAAUCAG
Molecule: messenger RNA, 771 nt
Organism: Drosophila erecta
Lineage: Eukaryota; Metazoa; Arthropoda; Insecta; Diptera; Drosophilidae
Exons: 2
Coding region: 280-615 (111 amino acids)
Source: RefSeq, a predicted model, not a curated record